CUUACGGUCAAAAGCAGGGGCGCGGCUUGUAGGUGGCGUCAUCACGCAGGGCGUGCGUCAGUCGCCAAUGGGUGGGGUUCCGUGGUACAGCGCGGGAGCGGGAGAUUUGAAUUUGGAGGGAAGUCGUUGAGCCACGUGCGGAUCAAUGAUGGAGUUUUAUUUGUUGUGUUCACUUGCUGAGCCUCCUCAACAAUUAUUCAGAGAGCACAAUGGCUCCAUAUUCCAUUGCCAGUUAGUGCUGCCCCUGCCAAAGUACCUGGUUGUUUUUGGUUUUGGAAACUGGGACACGUCCACAGAGGAGACCUUUCUUUCAGCCGAGGUGUCAGUGAGCCCUGAGAUAAAACCCCAGCGAAUUGGAAUGCUUUCCUCAGCGGCAAGGUGCCUGGUGUGGCAGGAAGAGUGGAGGAGAGACCUGAUGGCAGCUGCCAAUGCCAAGGCUGAGAGGGGAGGCCAUGGCAUACUCUCCCUGAUUCUCAAUGGACAGUUGAAGAGGGUGGAUUUCUUGAGCAGCACUCCUGUGGUUCCUGUGAAGACUCGCCCAGCCCUGGAUGAUGCUCUGUCUGAUCUCCUCGAUGACGUCUCCCAAUUUAUCCCCUGUCUCUCUGCACUCCCUCAGACCAGCUAUUCCCAGAUACAGCAAGAGAGGAGCCUGAAUUUGGCCCCAAAGGUAGAGGCUUCCCAUCCUCGGGUGCCAUUUCUUGCUCUGUUAGGGGACACGGACUCCUCUGGAAAGGAUUCGGAAUCUUCUGGAAAGGACACAGACUCUUCCGACGAGCUAGGGAGUAAUACUGAUGUGAAGAGACUGAAGGCUUGUCCAAGUCCACGCUGGAAUCACACUCUGUGCCUGAGUGACCCAGACACGGCGAUUCUGAUCGGAGGAGAGAGGGGACCGAAGAGCUACUGUAAAGAUGGUCCGUGGAGGCUAGAGCUCGACAAUGGUGAGAAUUUCUGGUUUCCCCUGGAAAUGACCCCAACAAAAAGCAUCCCAGUCCCUCGGAGAGUCUGUGGUCACUCUGCCACCUAUGAUCCCGACACCAAACGCAUCUACAUUUUUGGAGGGGUGAAAGAUGAGAAAUGCUUCAAUACUGUCUACAUUCUGGACACUUUGACCUGGAAGUGGUCCUCCAUAAUUGGGAGGGGUAAAGUGCCCUCGCUGGCCUAUCACAGUGCGGUGGUCUUCCAUCAGGAACUCUUUGUAUUUGGUGGACUGCUUUGCCGAGCACCACUGACAACUGAAAGCUGCAGCAACACCUUGUACAUCUUCAACGCUGAGCAUGAGAUCUGGUACCAACCCAUUGUGGUAGGUGAAAGACCCCUCCCUCGGUACAGUCACUCUGGCACUCUCCUGGCAGAUAAACUGGUCCUGUUUGGUGGCAGUCGGAGCAGAGUGUUCCUGAACGACCUUCAUGUGUUAGAUCUUGGCUUCAUGGAGUACAUUAACAUCCAGGGUCGAGCCCCUCCUCCUCCACGCUGCUGCCAUGCCGCCAUUCCUCUGUGUGAUAACAAAGUGCUGAUCAGUGGUGGGCAUAAUCUGAGUGGAGCCCUGCAGGAUUUGUUCAUCUUCAAUAUAGAGACCUACAGUUGGAGCAGUCUGUCUCAUCCCACACUCUGCUCUGUGCCACGAACAGGUCACAGUCUGCUGUAUCUGAACUCAUGUCACAGUAGCACAGGGUCCUGUCACACACUUCUGGUGUUUGGAGGCUCGGACAACGCUGGGAAAUUCUACUGUGACACAGUUCGAGUAGACGUGGUACUGGAUGAGGACUGAUCCAACCUCUCCUGAAAAAUAACCAUCUUGAAAGAGAGAGCCAUCUUCGGAGCGUGUGGGGAUAAACUCUAUGGGCAGGCUCUGUGGCUAUUAGCCUUCUGACCAUCAAAUGGCUGAACAAUUUUGUACUUUAUUAUUAAAAGUUACAACUGA
Molecule: messenger RNA, 1921 nt
Organism: Rhincodon typus (whale shark)
Lineage: Eukaryota; Metazoa; Chordata; Chondrichthyes; Orectolobiformes; Rhincodontidae
Exons: 13
Coding region: 146-1768 (540 amino acids)
Molecular function (GO): protein binding
Source: RefSeq, a predicted model, not a curated record